AUGGCCGACAAUGGCGCAGAAAACACCCCCGUCACCCCUACCCCACCCCGCUUUCUCUCCCCUCCUGCCAUCACGGCACUGAAGCAGGAGGCCCGCGAAGCUAGCGCUGCGUGCGGCAGUAGUGGCGGCAGCAGCCCUUGCCCACACCCCAUGGAACGUACCAUUAGCCAGGACAUCCGUGAAGAACGCCAGGACCUUAAAGAAGCCGCUGAGCAGACGCUGAAUGUCAUUAUCGACCUCAAUUUGGAUGGACGCAUUAAGUGGGUUAGUCCGUCGUGGAAGGAAGUGGUUGGGACGAAUGUAGAGGAUGUUGAAGGCCGAUUGAUUUCUGAGCUGGUGCUGGAUAAUAAGACGGCGUUUGAUAGGGCGAUUGAGUCUAUGAAGAUUGAUGAUUCGAAGAGCCAUAUUGUGAGGUUUGCGGUGAAGACGGGGCCUGCGUCGUUUCUAAGGAGGGAGGUGGGAGAGGAGGAGCCAGUGGAGGUGAAGCAGGUGGCGGUGAAGGAGAAGUUGGAGGAGGGCAAAGUGGGUGAGGGGUUCGAACGGGAAGAACAGGAGGAAGUGGCACUAGAAGCAGAAGUGAAGGCGGAUGUUGAACGUGUUGAUACCAUUCAGGUUCAGGACAGAUUAGUCCAGCAUGAGAAGGAUGAGCGUGCCGCCGGACAGACCAGGGAAGAUAAGGACCAUAUUUUGAAUUUGGAGGGGCAGGGGAUUAUGGUUUUUGGUCGGUCUCCGAGCACGGAAAGCCAUACUAUGUGGAUGUUACGUCCAUCUACCCAGCCACGGGAAAUUACAAUCGACCUUCCCCCAGUACUUGUCGAGUCUCUAGGUGUUGGCGCAGAGGUGCUUGCAAAUUACCUGACGGCUCUAGCGGAAUCCGGAUCGCGAGAUCCCAACCACGUCCCUCUUCCGCCGCCAGUGCUAUGUCGAAUAUGCGAGCGCCAAAUUCCCCCAUGGUGGUUUGAGAAACACUCUGAGCUAUGUCUGCAAGAACACGGGGCUGAGAUGGAUGUCCAAAUGGCCCAGGACAAUUUAAAUGAACAUCGUCACGCCAUCGUCAAGAUUCUGGAUGCAUUAGAGGCUAGGAAAACCAGAUCAUCCUCUGGCGACUCGAACCUCUUUGCUGGCCCUCAAGCAGAGUAUAAGAAUUUGCCCAUUGGCCCUUCUCAGUUAUCCUCUGGCUUAACUUCAGGUACUUCUUCUUCCUCUGGAACUCCACCACGAUCCCGUGAUCCGUCGACAUCGGGAUUGGGACAUACCCGUACCCGCUCCUCUUUUGCUGUUCGACGACCCCUUGCGCGUAUUGUGGAAUUAAUUUUAGAUCUCUGUGACACUGCUCUGGAGAUCAACACGCCGGCCCUGAAAGAGGCACGAACUGAAGUUGGUGAAGAAAUUCGAACACAAUCUCCUCAAUCGGAAUCCAGAAUCUCGCAGGUCCUGCAGUGGCAGUCUCCCAGCAGCAAUACUCUCGAGCAAGAGCAAGGUCUGGCAGCACUGUCCGCCGAUACUGAGCGUUUUGCCCGCGCUAAGGUGGAUGCUGUGUUCCGUCACCGCCAGAUUGUGGAGUAUAGUGAGCGUAUUCGAGUUGAGUUUACUGUGCUCGUCCAAGAAUGCAUUUCCGCUGCUAUGAGUAAAGCAGAACGCAUUGCCGCUGGGGAAUUGAGCGACUCGUCCGGAUCAAGCUCGAGUAUCAAUGGAGAUUCGCAGGAGGAAUUGAGAGAUCUAUCCGUGUCUCACACACCAGAUCCACUUUCUAUUACAUCUAGUCAGCCAUUGCUAUUACCUUCCAGUUCUGGAAUCACUGCUGCGUUACGGGUGAGUUCGGAACCGUCACUAGUCUCUGCCUCUCCGGACAGGCCUCAGCCUUCAUCCGUCGCUGUCUCGACUCGCUCUAGCAGCCCAGUGGAAUGUCCCACACCCCGGUCCCACAAGAGUGUUGGCGGUUUGCUAAACCAUCCGCAAACUUCGAAGAGGGGCUCGUUGCUCGCUGAGAGUGAUGCUGGUGAUAGCGAUUGUAGUGUUCUUUCUUCUGUCGUUGCUGGAACACGACGUACCGAGUCCCCGUCUUCUGAACGAGGGGUUAGUCGUGCCGCAAGCUCAAAGGAUCGCAAACGUCAGAGUCUCAUAUUACCUGGCAUGUCGGUGUCUCCACGCAGAGAAUCGCCAGCGCGAAACCAACCACAUUCUCCUCUUCGAUUAUCUAAACCGCGAUUAUCCAUGGGCGAAAGCUUCCCGUCUCCCAUGACAUCUCCGCUGCUCAGUAACUCUGACCUUGGUUCGCAUCAGUACUAUCCACCACCAUCUUCUCAUCACCAUCACCAUCGCAGACUAUCGUCUGCCACUUCCCCGGAUCUAAACAAAACUCCCGUCUCACCUCAUCUUAGCUCCGUUAGUCAUCCGCCACCACCGCGGGCUGUUGCACCUUCAAUCAAAGAUUUUGAGAUCAUCAAGCCAAUUAGCAAAGGUGCCUUUGGCAGCGUUUACCUGUCGAAGAAGAAAUCGACGGGUGAGUAUUUUGCAAUCAAAGUCCUGAAGAAGGCCGACAUGGUUGUCAAGAAUCAAGUUACAAACGUCAAAGCUGAGAGGGCCAUCAUGAUGUGGCAGGGAGAGAGCGAUUUCGUCGCGAAGCUUUACUGGACCUUCUCGAGCAAAGAUUACUUGUAUCUAGUCAUGGAAUACCUUAAUGGCGGUGAUUGUGCUUCGCUGGUCAAAGUCCUAGGCGGCCUCUCGGAGGACUGGGCGAAGAAGUAUAUUGCAGAAGUGGUUCUCGGCAUCGAGCAUCUCCAUGAAAGAGGCAUUGUCCACCGUGACCUCAAACCGGAUAAUCUCCUCAUCGAUCAAAAGGGCCACUUGAAGUUGACAGAUUUUGGCCUCUCACGAAUGGGGCUUGUGGGCCGUCAGAAACGCAUUCUCAAGAACCCGAAUGAGUCUGCUCCUGAUUUGCUGAAGACGGGCCCGUUUACACGUGCCACAUCUUUGGCGUCUUCGCGGUCGGCGUCGUUUGAUUUCCCUGCAACUGCGUCGCCAAAUUCCACACCCUCAAUGACUCCUGAGGUUCCUAUGUUUGUUAAUCAGCCAUCCUAUUUUAGCCUCAAUAAAGAGCCCUCGUUCAAUCGGGAGACCUCAAGACGAACAUCGGGAUAUCGAAGUGAUAGCGGUGGCAGUGACACUUUGGCGGGGAUGUUUAGGGGCUUUUCGCUAUACGAAAGUGGUGAGACGUCAUAUCCGAUGUCGUUACAACAACAACAACCGCAAUUCCUCGUGCCGCAGCCGGGUCGUUCUAUCGAAGAGGAAACGCAGAGUGAAGGAAGCGAUUCUCCGUAUCUAUAUCCUCUACAGACGAGUACAAGCUGUCCAACGUCUUCAGUGACCGGUCAACAUGGUACUCCACCCCAGCAAUCCAUAAUACCCCCUCCCAUGGCCCUCUUUGAUCCAGAGGAUCACAAUCGACGUUUCGUGGGGACACCGGAUUAUCUCGCUCCGGAGACUAUUAACGGUGUUGGACAGGAUGAGAUGAGCGAUUGGUGGUCUCUUGGCUGUAUACUGUUUGAAUUUCUCUACGGAUACCCGCCCUUUAACGCCUCCACUCCUGACGAGGUCUUCGAGAAUAUCCUCAAUCGCAGAAUUAAUUGGCCUGAUGAGGCAGAUGAGCUAGUCACGCCGGAAGCAAAGGAUUUGAUGAAUGGAUUGAUGACGAUCAACCCUGCGCAGCGUCUGGGUUCAAACGCCUCUGAGAAAUAUCCGAACGGUGGUGCUGAAGUUCGUGCUCAUCCAUGGUUCGCAGAUAUUAACUGGGACACGCUGUUGGAGGAUGAGGCGCAAUUUGUUCCUGCCGUGGAGAAUCCCGAGGAUACAGAGUAUUUCGAUGCUCGGGGUGCCACGCUGCAAUCCUUUACAGAGGAAUUGGAGGACCAGUUGUCCCCUCCCCCAGCCACGGGGGCAGACUACCCUGAUCGACCGCAUGAUGCCCUAUACAAAGUUCGUACGCAAGUUAAUUCUUUAAAGCGUGGGUUAGUGCCGUUACAUAUCCCGCCGCAUGUGCGUGAUCCUCGGAGCAGACGUUUGAGUGAGCCUGUGCCUGCAGAUGAUUUUGGGAACUUCAAUUUCAAGAACCUCCCCAUACUAGAACGCGCAAACAAAGAUGUUAUUCAGAAGUUGCGCAUGGAGGCCAUGCAGGCUCAACAGAGACAAGUACCCAACAAUACACCCGCAUCUAGCUCUGGUCCAUCAUUGGAAGGUAGCCCGCUGCUACCAAUGCCGCUUCAGCGGACAUUAUCGCAGAACAAGGUUGCGAAUCGCCCUGCCUCGCCGUCUAGUCUUAGUCAAGCGAAUUCCUCUUCUCCUAGUCGACCUUCUCAACCUUCUUCGCCUCUCAUGGUACAGUUUAGUACAGGCCAAAACCACGAGAGGAGGAAAACGUCUGGUUCCUCCUCGACAUACUCCCAUCAGUCCAGCGGGUCCCUGCAACCUGGAAGCUUCCCUGAGCCUCCGAGAUUAGUAACGAAUUUCAAGAUGUCGAUGUCCGCAGCGUCUUCGCCUGUGAAAUAUGUCAAGCCACCAACGCCUUCCCCUGAAAAGUCGAAUCAACCGCGCCAGAGCAGCGCAUCGACUUCUCGAUCGAGAUCGCAAACUGUUGGUUCCCAGGAUAGCGAGGCGCCGCUGCCAAAGGAGCCCUUUGUUCCCGGGCAUCAUAAGCGGCGGAGCCAGCUAUUUGAUAUAUCGCCCUCAUCGUCUGAUAAUGAGGAUCCACGGACAAAGGCGAAGGCACUGCUCAAAGUGCAAAGAAGACGACAAAGCUCUCGACGUUUGUCGCAAAUCAACCUUGUUGAAGGCCCCUAUUUCCGUCCUCUGGAUGUCCUGAUUUGCGAAGAUCAUCCCGUUUCGAAACUUGUUAUGGAAAGGCUGUUUGAAAAGCUCCGCUGCCGGACAAUUACCGCCGUCAAUGGAUCGGAAGCCAUGCGCUACGCACUAAGCGAAGUCCAAUUCGAUAUCAUUAUGAUGGAAUUCAGGCUUCCACAACUUAACGGCGCGGACGUGGCGCGUAUGAUCCGUGAUACCAAAAGCGUCAAUACACAUACCCCCAUCAUCUGCUGUACAGGCUACCUUAAAGACCUCCCAGAAACCCACCAUUUCGAUGCACUCAUCGAAAAGCCCCCGACCCUCUCUAAACUCACGGAAGCCUUAUGCAAAUUCUGCCAGUGGAAGCCCCCUCCGAAGGAUCAUCCGCUCAGCUCUCAUAAUCCAAUCCUGUCAACCGGAGUCACUCGUCAGCCGUCGUCAUCGAUGCAGACAGAAGACAGUCCCAGCUCCACAUCCUCUGGUUUUCUCGCCAUGCCCACAGGCUCCUACCGCGGCUCUAGCCGCGAAGAUUCUAUUAGCAGCAGCUACUUUGGCGACGCUGAGUUCGUCAGGCCUGACGAAUUACCGGUCGGCAUCAGUCGUCAGGCUGCGGAUGGCUGGGGCAAUUCCCAAGGGAGUGCCGGCGGCCUGGGUAUCUCCGACGAACCGGUAAUUCCAAGGACAGAACCCAUCAUUAUGUCCUCCCCACCCCCCAUCCCUACUACCCUCUAUGCCACAUCCGCACCGUCGACGACCAUGACGGGGGCUGCAGGCAUGAGCGUGCGCACCCCGCGUAACUACCCUUUUGUCGAGGAAGUUCACGCAAAGCGGGAUUCGCAAGAGCGAAGGAGGAGGUAUGAGGGCGAUGAGUCUGGGGAUGAUGAAGAUGAGGAGCUUGGUUUUAAUUCUCAGAAUCGAAUGAGGAGUCCGCAGUGUGCUCGCGGGAAGAGCAAGCGAUCUGGAUCUAAAUUGGGGACGGAAAUGAUGCGGACAAACAGUCGCGGAAGCGUUGUUAGCGAUGCUGGAGAGGCUUUGGGUGCUGACCGUGUUGGUGAGGAUGCCGAUGUAAUUACGAUUAAUUCCUCUGAGGGCGGUACUGGGAAGCUACCCACCACGAUACGAACACCGUCGUCGUUGGUUGGAGUUCUUGGGUCAAGUAUUGACAUUAUGGAAGAAGGUCUGGGAAGUCUACGAAUUGCGGAAGAGAGGUUGGAAACGUUGCCCGAAGAUAGGGAUCAGGAGGUGUCAUGUGUUUCAGCUGAUCCUUUCGUAACCACGAGCCCAGCCCGCGCUAUUUUUCAGUCACCUGAACCAAUACGAUCGUCCGACGUGGAAGCUGGGAGGGCAUAUAUUAAAGCAGAGAAAUCAUCUUCUGUUCAGAGAUACCAGGCAGCGGAACCCAAUUCUCAACCCCAACAAUCAGACCCUGGAACUACAGCACAUGGUUUCGCAGUUACGGAUACCACACCUCCCCUGGCCUCCAUGUUCCCUCACACUAUUUCUUCUUCGACAACCAUGGCCACCACACCACCCAACACCACCAUCAAACAGCAACAACAUCCUGAUGCUAAUCUUACCACUCAUCCCCACGACAAAGACACUACACCCCGUCCCCAGACUGCCGUAGCGGCUAGUGGAUUUAACCCCAGUAAGGUUCGUAGCACACCGUCGCCAGACACAUAUGGAGCUGGAUCUGGUGCAGUGAGCGGCACGAGCGAUCACCAUGAAGCCGAGGGCGAAUCAGAGGUUACGCCACGUGCAUCUGAGCGGGAUAGGAGCCGCGAGAAGAGUAGGGAGAGGAGGCUGUUGGGUUUGGAUUGGAUACGGCGGACCUGA
Messenger RNA from Paracoccidioides lutzii Pb01, 6672 nucleotides. RefSeq names its product AGC protein kinase. Gene Ontology annotation, molecular function: protein serine/threonine kinase activity; ATP binding. The transcript has 2 exons. The record is from RefSeq and is a predicted model, not a curated record. Gene Ontology annotation, cellular component: cytoplasm; nucleus. Gene Ontology annotation, biological process: phosphorelay signal transduction system; peptidyl-serine phosphorylation. The coding region runs from base 1 to 6672 and encodes 2223 amino acids.